AUGGCUACAGAUACCCUUAUUAAGGCCAUCGAUAUAACUGAUAUCAAUAGAAUUACAUCGGGACAAGUUAUUGUUGAUUUGAUAUCUGCUGUAAAAGAACUUAUAGAUAACAGUAUUGAUUCUGGUGCAGAUCAAAUUGAUUUAACUUUUCAAAAUUAUGGUAUUGAAUCAAUUGAAUGUUCUGACAAUGGUAGUGGAAUCUCAGAAGAAAAUUUUCAAACAUUAACAUUAAAACAUUAUACAUCAAAACUGACCAACUUUAGUGAUAUUAUGAAUAUUACAUCACUUGGAUUUAGAGGUGAAGCAUUAUUUUCAUUAUGUAAUAUCUCUAAAUUAUCAAUAACCACUACCCAAAAUGGUCCCAAAGCAAAUAAAAUUGAAUAUGAUAACAAUGGGAAAAUAACUUCAAAUAAUAUCACAUCAAGAAAUAAAGGAACCACAGUAGAGGUUCAGGAAAUGUUUAAAAGUUUACCAGUAAGGAGGAAAGAAUUUAUUAGAACAGCCAAAAAUCAAUUUGCUAAAUGUGUUACCCUUUUACAAAGUUAUGCCAUUAUUAAUGAGAACAUUAAAUUCACUAUUAUUAAUAUUAAUAAUAAUGGUCGUAAAAAUAUAAUUUUAAGAACUAAUAAAAAUGAAAAUAUGUCAAAGAAAAUUUUGAAUUUAUUUGGUUCAAGUUGCCUUCACGGGUUAUUACCACUGGAUAUAUGUUUGGAUCUACAUGAUGUAAAAGAAGAAAUUCAAAAAAGAGAGAAUAAAAUAAAGCUAUUAAUGAAUGGGUCUGACAUACGAUCUCAGCAAGAUGAUUUACAAGGUGUAGAAUACAAUAUAAAUGUAUCAGGGUUUAUAUCUAAGAGUUCAGUUGGGGUCGGUCACAAUUCUAGAGAUAGACAAUUCAUAUACAUAAACAAAAGACCUAUAUUGUAUCCUGUUUUGAAUAAAUGUUUUAAUGAAACGUUUCGCAGUUUUAAUAAUGAAACUAAUCUGAAGUAUCCAAUAUUUUUUGUUAAUUUUGAGAUUGAUCCUAAUUUAAUAGAUAUAAAUAUUACUCCAGAUAAAAGAACAGUCAUAAUUCAUAAUGAAGAUAUUAUAAUAGAUACACUUCGGGAGAAUUUAAUCACCUUUUUUGAGAAACAAGAUGUAUCUAUGGUCAAAUCAUCGACUCUUGAAAAAAGAAAAAGAACAGAUGAAUACUUAAAUGACAAUGAUGAAGAAAUUAAGAAUGAAGAAAUACCAAAGGCACAAGAUCUGAACUAUAAAAAACCAAAAAGAAAAGAAUACAACAAUAAAACUUAUUCUGAUAAAGCUGAUUUCUCUGACAUUUCUAUUGAUGAUCACGCAAAUAAUAAUGAUACAGAAUUAAGUUCCAUAAUGGAUAUACGAAAAGAUGAUUUCCCAAGUUCACAAGGUGAAGAGAAUAAAUUACCGAAUUCCGAACCAUCAUUUACCAAAGAAAAACCAGUUUUCGAGGAAGAGGAAAAAGAGCAGAUUUUCUCAACUAAUAAAAAAGUAGAACAUGAUGCAUCAGGUAAUAGCGAAGUAUUAAACCAAAAUUCAACAAAUAUCUCACUUAAUAAGAUAAACCUUGAUGAUUUUAAGAAUCCAGAAUAUGAUAAUGAUGCUAAUAAUUUCCCAGGUGGUAAAUCUGAAAGUGAAGAAAGUGAUACUAAUGAUGUAGUUGUUGUUCAAGUUGGUGAAGAAAUUAUUCAGUCUCAAGUAAAAGUUACACCGAAUAAAGGGUUAGUAUUCUUAGAUGAGCAAGAUGAGAAACCAACCAAAAGUAAAAUUGAUAAAUCUAAUUGUCAUAAUGAUUGCCUCUCUGACGACCAACACAAUUCAUCGUGUAGUGACGACAAUAGCUACAAUCUCGUUGAGAUUUCCACACCUAUGGAAACUAAUAUUCGUUCUCCAGUAAUAAAACUUGGAGAUGACGUAUUUAGUAAUACAUUAAAACUGAGAGCUAUUUGUGAAGAACGAGAAAAGAUUUUUAACAAGAAAUUCGAAAUAUAUGGACUCGAUAUUCCCCUAAAUAAAGAAAUUACUGACAUAAAACUAGAGUUCAAUAGGGUUAUCACUACAAUUAAAGGAUGGGAUACACCAAACAAAGAAGAUAAUAAUGAGAAUGUAAUUAAUGAUGAUGAACCAAGUGACGAUAAUAUUCAAGAUAUAGCAAAAAAAUUAACCUUAACCAUCAUUAAAUCAGAUUUCAAUGAAAUGAAUGUUGUAGGUCAAUUUAACCUUGGUUUUAUUAUCACAACAAAGAGGAAUAAGCAGAAUAAAAAAAUAGAUCUUUUCAUCAUUGAUCAACAUGCAAGUGACGAAAAAUAUAAUUUUGAGAUGUUACAAAAGGAAACAAUAUUUAAAUCCCAAAGACUAAUAGUGCCCGAAAAAUUAGAAUUAAACAUCAUAGAUGAAUUGACAACCUUAGAUAAUAUUGAAGUUUUGGAAAAAAAUGGAUUUAAAUUACAAGUUAAUGAGGAUGCCGAACCCGGAUCUCGUAUUCAAUUAAUUAGUAAACCGACAUCGAAAAACACAACAUUUGGUAUUGACGACUUAUAUGAAUUGAUCAGUAUGAUUAGAGAACAUGAUGGUAUAAGAAAGGAUUAUAUUAGAUGCUCAAAGAUUCGCUCUAUGUUUGCCAUGAGAGCCUGUAGAAUGAGUAUCAUGGUUGGAAAGCCAUUGAAUAGAAAAACUAUGAAGAAAGUAGUAGGUAAUUUGAGUACUCUGGAUAAACCUUGGAAUUGCCCUCAUGGAAGGCCAACUAUGAAGCAUUUAUUGGAACUAAAUGAAUGGAAUUCAUUUACAGAUGAUUAUAAUAUUUGA
Maudiozyma barnettii is the source of this 2820-nucleotide messenger RNA. RefSeq names its product ATP-binding mismatch repair protein (gene PMS1). Bases 1 to 2820 code for a protein of 939 amino acids. Gene Ontology annotation, molecular function: ATP-dependent DNA damage sensor activity; ATP hydrolysis activity; mismatched DNA binding. The record is from RefSeq and is a predicted model, not a curated record. Gene Ontology annotation, biological process: mismatch repair. Gene Ontology annotation, cellular component: MutLalpha complex. NCBI's taxonomy places the organism in Eukaryota, Fungi, Ascomycota, Saccharomycetes, Saccharomycetales, Saccharomycetaceae. The transcript has a single exon.